Messenger RNA from Porites lobata, 2400 nucleotides. NCBI's taxonomy places the organism in Eukaryota, Metazoa, Cnidaria, Anthozoa, Scleractinia, Poritidae. The record is from the annotation of a GenBank genome assembly.
CAAUAAACAAUAUGGCCACCUCAGCUGUUUUCUAGCCACAUAGAUGUUGUGCUGAAAAGGCUUAAAUUGAAGAGGUUUAUUGAAACAUAGGCUUGCUCUUCUAACCCGUAAGACUGUUAACAACAUGAAGCACGUAGAUGAAGAGUCGGCACAAAAGUUAACCGUGAGGAGACUUUUUCUAACGCGUGGGAAGCUGAAAGCGUCUAGUCGCACCUCGGCUCUGAUGUCAGGGUUUGCAAUGGUAACAAAUUUUUCCUGUUUUGUUUUGUUUUGUUUUUUUUUUUUCAAGGAAUAAACAAUUGUAGCCGCAAUUUUCUAAAGAAUGAAAACUCCAAUCCUUUGAAAAGUCCGCCAUCCUUAAAAGAAAAAAUGGCCCUUACAGAAAAGAUUGUUUACUCGUUCAAUUUACAAGUUUGCUUGUGUUUACUCUAAAAAUUUAGACACAGUAGCUUGAUGUUUGAAGCUAAAGUUAAGCUUAUAAAUGCAGGGUAAAAGCGUUGUUUAACUUAAAUAGUAAAAUUUACGCUUAAUAUUUUAAUGACAGGCUUACUUUAAGUUAAUGUAAGUUCUCUUAUUGUUUUAUCAAUGACUUCGACGUCGUAUUCAAAGCAAUUUGGUGUACAACAUUCCAGCGUUUCGCGAAUAUUAUGCAAGGUACAACAAAAUCUAGGCUCGAUUAUUAGUCACUGUUCAGCCAAAAAAAAACUGGAAUAAUGCCAUGAUCGAUCUGGAAAUUGACUUUCCGCUCCAGUAUAACCCAAACAUUUGCCUGUUUUCGACCUUGUUUUGCUGAUGGGCCUGGCUCAGGCCUUUUUUUUCUUAAAAAGGGUGGGAAUGAUCACAGGCGAGGAUGCCUAUAUACCGAGCAAGGACUUGAUGCAGGCUCGGUUUGUCAAUCCUGCCUUUUGGGUAUCAAAAUAUCAAAAGCUACCAACCAAUAUUUUUCUAGACACAUUAUUUUCAACUACUUAGCUCAAUUCUUUGGCUCUCUGGUGCCCAAAUCUGUGCCUAGUUUUGAUGAAAAAUUUUCUUUGAUGAUGUCGGUGCUAGUUAAACUGUUUACUUACAAACUCUUUAUUUGCAGAUAGCAAUGGUUGAAAUUCAACUAGAAAAGGAUAUUCCACAAGGAUUAUUGAUAGCAUUUAGCGUGAUGACCACAAUUCUCAUCUCAGUGCAUGUCUUUGCACUUAUGAUAUCUGUCUGCAUUCUGCCAAACAUUGAUGGAGUGGCAAAUAUCCACCAACAAGGUACACAAGUAGUUCGAGAUUCACCACAUGAAAAACUCCACAUCCACAUUGAGAUUGCAUGGAUUUUCUCAACAGGGCUGGGAACGCUUCUUUUCUUAGCAGAGAUUGCAAUACUCUGUUGGGUUAAGUUCUACACCUACAGCAAAACUGCAGCUUUGGCAGCAUCUGUGGUGUUGGUUCCAGUGUGUAUUGUGUUUGUGUGGUUUGCUAUUCAUUUUUACCGAUCUCUUGUUCAACAUAAGUAUGAAAGGUCUUUCCAGGGAAUUGAAGAACUUCAACAGAUUGCAAAUCAGUUACACACUGAUGCAGGAACGUCACCAAGUACACCAACUCCUAGUCCUAUUCCCAAUAACAGAGCUUAAAAGCACAGUUUUUAAGAUUUUGAAAAUAAUAAUAAAUAUAGCAAUUAAUGGAUAAGGCUGAAUAUGAUAUGAAGAAUUAUUCAUCAUCUGAAAGCUGGGGUCAAUUGAAAACAACUAUUUCUAUUGUCAUUUACAAGUGAAGCUAUUGUUUUUAGACUCUUAAACCAUAAUGCACACACUCAUAAAAGUUUUAUUAAAUAAUUGACCCUUGAAUCCAAUAAUGUUGUAUUAUUCAUUCAAAAUAUUUCCAAGAGAAUGUAAAACAUGCUUACCUCGAUCUACAUAAAGUUCCCAUCUUUCCAUAGCAGUUUGAGGACAUGAAGGGAUGCUUAUUCCAGCAGAAUAAUAAAAUAGUGUUUGUCGUCCAUCACUAUUAUUGGUAGUUUUGCUAUUUUUGCAAUGUUUUUCUGCAGUAGUUUGGCUACUUCUUCACUUAACACGCAAAAUCUCCCCCAUUUUCUCCAGCUGUGCCAAAACAGCUUAGCUACCACACCUUCUGCUAUCCUUUUUCUGUCAAUGUCAGUACACUUUUCUUGUCACCUGUAUCGAUGUCACCGAGCAUCUGCCAAAUUUGGUCGAUGCUAGCUGGUUAUGAAAACUUUGCUGAGGAUUCAAAGUCGAUCAGAAACAGAGAAACUUUUGAAUUGAUUAUAAAUUACUGUAAACUGUUGCUUAUACGGCCCCUCAACUUAUAAGCCCUCCCCUCAGUUAUAGGCCCAUCUACCUGGAAACCAAAAAAUACAUCCAUUACAAGCCCCCCCGGAUAUAAGAUAGGUCUCCCCACUUAUAAG